GCAGGAAGUGUUUGAGGAAGUGGCGCUGGGCUGGCUGCGUGGGGACCCUGAGUUUUCAUGUCCUCUGUGGGUGUCGCUGGCGGCCCCGCGGCCCCCGGGGCAGAGGUAGCAGGGCAUCAAUAUGAGCUGGUCACCAUCCCUCCCAACCCAGACCUGUGGGGCCUGGGAAAUGAAAGAACGACUCGGGACCGGGGGAUUUGGAAACGUCAUCCGAUGGCACAAUCAGGCGACAGGAGAACAGAUUGCCAUCAAGCAGUGCCGACAGGAGCUCAGCCCGAAGAACAGAGACCGCUGGUGCCUGGAGAUCCAGAUCAUGAGACGGCUGAACCAUCCCAAUGUUGUGGCUGCGCGGGAUGUCCCCGAGGGGAUGCAGAACUUGGCACCCAAUGAUUUGCCUCUGUUGGCCAUGGAGUACUGCCAAGGAGGAGAUCUCCGAAGAUACUUGAACCAGUUUGAAAACUGCUGUGGCCUGCGGGAAGGAGCCAUCCUUACCCUGCUGAGUGACAUUGCAUCAGCACUUAGAUACCUCCAUGAAAACAGAAUCAUCCACCGAGAUCUGAAACCAGAAAACAUUGUUCUGCAGCAAGGGGAGCAACGGUUAAUACACAAAAUUAUUGAUCUAGGAUAUGCCAAGGAACUCGAUCAGGGCAGUCUGUGCACUUCCUUUGUGGGAACCCUGCAAUACCUGGCCCCAGAGCUGCUAGAGCAGCAGAAGUACACCGUGACGGUCGACUACUGGAGCUUCGGCACCCUGGCCUUCGAGUGCAUCACCGGCUUCCGGCCCUUCCUUCCCAACUGGCAGCCCGUGCAGUGGCAUUCCAAAGUCCGGCAGAAGAGCGAAGCGGACAUUGUUGUCAGUGAAGACUUGAAUGGAGCGGUGAAGUUUUCCAGCUCUUUGCCCUUCCCCAAUAAUCUGAACAGUGUCCUGGCGGAACGUCUGGAGAAGUGGCUGCAGCUCAUGCUCAUGUGGCACCCUCGACAAAGGGGCACGGACCCCCAGUAUGGUCCCAAUGGUUGCUUCAGAGCCUUGGACGACAUCCUGAACUUGAAGCUGGUUCAUAUCUUGAACAUGGUCACAGGCACCGUUCACACAUACCCUGUGACAGAGGAUGAGAGUCUGCAGAGCCUGAAAACCAGAAUCCGGGAAGACACGGGAAUCCUGGAGAAAGACCAGGAGCUGCUGCAAGAGGCAGGGCUGGUGCUGCUCCCAGACAUGCCUGCUACCCAGUGCAUCUCAGACAGCAAGCCAAAUGAGGGCCUCACGUCGGACAUGGACCUUGUUUUUCUCUUUGACAACAGUAAAGUCACCUAUGAGACUCAGAUCACCCCCAGACCCCAACCUGAGAGCGUCAGCUGUAUCCUUCAGGAGCCCAAGCGGAACCUCUCUUUCUUCCAGCUGAGGAAAGUGUGGGGUCAAGUCUGGCACAGCAUCCAGACGCUGAAGGAAGACUGCAACCGGCUACAGCAGGGACAGCGAGCUGCCAUGAUGAAUCUGCUUCGGAACAACAGCUGCCUUUCCAAGAUGAAGAACGCCAUGGCCUCUAUGGCACAGCAGCUCAAGGCCAAGCUGGAGUUCUUCAGGUCCAGCAUCCAGAUUGACCUGGAGAAGUACCGAGAGCAGACUGAGUUCGGGAUCACAUCAGAGAAGCUGCUGCUGGCCUGGAAGGAGAUGGAGCAGGCUGUGGAGCUGUGCGGGCGGGAGGACGACGUGAAGCAUCUGGUAGAGCGGAUGAUGGCCCUGCAGACUGAUAUCGUGGACCUACAGAGGAGCCCCAUGGGUCGGAAGCAGGGGGGCACACUGGACGACCUAGAGGAGCAAGCAAGGGAGCUCUAUAGACGACUAAGGGAGAAGCCCAGAGACCAGAGGACAGACGGUGACAGUCAGGAAAUGGUACGGCUCCUACUCCAGGCAAUCCAAAGCUUCGAGAAAAAAGUACGAGUGAUUUACACACAGCUCAGUAAAACUGUGGUCUGUAAGCAGAAGGCACUGGAGUUGCUGCCCAAGGUGGAAGAAGUGGUGAGCCUUAUGAAUGAGGAUGAGAAGACUGUGGUCCGGCUCCAGGAGAAGCGGCAGAAGGAGCUCUGGAACCUUCUGAAGAUUGCCUGUAGUAAAGUCCGAGGUCCUGUUAGUGGGAGCCCAGAUAGCAUGAAUGUGUCUCGACUUAGUCACCCUGGUCAGCUAAUGUCCCAGCCGUCCAGUACCUGUGACAGCUUGCCUGACUCAGCCAAGAAAAGUGAGGAACUGGUGGCUGAAGCACACGCCCUCCGCACCCGGCUAGAGAGCACGCUGCAGGAUACCGUGAAGGAGCAAGACCGCAGCUUCACGAGUCUAGACUGGAGCUGGUUACAGAUGGAGAACGACGAAAGGGGUAGCCUGGAGCAGGCCUGUGACUGAGGUUCCUAUGGACUGACCCCAUGCUCUGGAUAUGAUGAUGCUCGGGUGUCUCCAGCACCCAGCUGGAAAUCUCACUCUCCCAGCAACUGUGACAUUUGCCCUCGGCAGCCUGCUGGCCCCGUCUACACACUGGACGUCCUCUGCCACAGAAGCACAGGAAGUACCAGUUACGGGCAUUCACAGCAUCGACGCUUCCUAGCUGCUUCCUCUGUCCUUAAGAAGAAAGCGUUGAGUAGUUUGCCACCCAGAGCAUAUGGAAAAUGUUUGUCCUGAGUGUUUCCAGGCAGCAGCCAAGCUGCCCCCUGUGGACCACUGCAGGGAGAGAGACCUGCCCUGCCCAUCCUUCCUCACCCCACAGCUCGGGCUUCCUCUGCAUCCAGAGGAUCAAAUCAUAAGUUUGACGGUCCUGACUUUCUUCCUCUUUUCACCUCCCCACUGGUAAAUAUCAUUUCUGCUUUCUGUGCUGCUCAUUGUGGCAAAUAAUCUUUAACCAAGUUGUAGUGAUGCCAAGAUCCCUGCUGUCUCUGGUCCUCCAAGCCAUAGAGUGUGCCACUUACAGAGCCAGGCAGACUGGAAAUGCAGCUACCUACUCUUGAGUCUCAAAGAUUACCUGGAAUCAGUUGUCAUGAAGAAGAAAGACAGACAAAGGGUUUGUGCCUUCUGCUACCCUACUGAACACUCUGCCACUCCUCUGUGCCUGCCAGGUGUGUGUGUGUGCAUGAGUGUGCAUGUGCGUGAGUUUAGGAUGGGAUGUUGCUGCCUCUUUCUUACAUUAGCUAGGAGCAUUAUUAAAAUGGUUUAUUUUAUAAAUAGUUUCUAUAUUUUAUAACAUUACUCAGAUAUAUAUUCUAGUAUCAAAUGUGUAUUUCUACAAUAUACCAUCACUAGUUCUUGUGAGCUCAAAACUCAACACCAUAGAAAAUUCUGUAAAAUUGAAUGGAGUAUGUCUAGAUCAUGAUCAUUUCAACAAAACUUGUGUUUAUCUGUGCGUGCGUGCGUGUGUGUGUGUGUGUGUGUGUGUGUGUGUGUACAUGCAUGUAUAAAAGCAAAACAGCCUCAGGUUAUCAUAAACAGGUUUAUUUGGUUAGAAAAGAAACAAACUGGGAACAGGAAUUUCAAAGUGGCUACCACAGAGUCGGUAUGAAGCAUCAAUGGUCAAGUGUUCAGAAGGGACUUCGUACUUUGAUUGCUUCGUAGAGAGUCAAACUGUACACUGGUAAACUAUCUGAAAACUCAUAAUAAAGACCCUGGCUUAAACUUAAUGUAAACUGAUCCUUGAGUAAUGUCAUUUGACCAUAGA
Messenger RNA from Microtus oregoni (creeping vole), 3695 nucleotides. It is a transcript of the gene Ikbkb, whose product is annotated as inhibitor of nuclear factor kappa B kinase subunit beta. Gene Ontology annotation, molecular function: ATP binding; IkappaB kinase activity. NCBI's taxonomy places the organism in Eukaryota, Metazoa, Chordata, Mammalia, Rodentia, Cricetidae. Gene Ontology annotation, cellular component: cytoplasm; IkappaB kinase complex. The record is from RefSeq and is a predicted model, not a curated record. Gene Ontology annotation, biological process: peptidyl-serine phosphorylation; tumor necrosis factor-mediated signaling pathway; positive regulation of transcription by RNA polymerase II. Bases 122 to 2395 code for a protein of 757 amino acids. The transcript has 22 exons.